Molecule: messenger RNA, 2469 nt
Organism: Hyaloperonospora brassicae
Lineage: Eukaryota; Oomycota; Peronosporomycetes; Peronosporales; Peronosporaceae
Source: the annotation of a GenBank genome assembly
AUGGCUACAGAGGGUGUUGCAUUGCGGGCGGCGCUGACGACCGUAUCGGCUACGAGAGACAUGCGUUGCAUUCUCUACACUUGUGCUGCAACCUCUGGACAUACGUAUGUGAAAGUUUCCAGUGGAUCGAGCGUUGCGUUCGCUCAAUUGCGACGUCAAGAGAGCGGAUCGACCCUAUCAUUUGGUCUUCAGGAAGCGUUGGACGCGGUCGAUGGCCUGGACCACGUCCCGAUUCGAGUGGACGCUGUAGUGGAAGACAAAAUGGACAACAGCGGAUGCUGCGAGUGCAAAUGUGGCGCUAUUGCGAGCGUCUGUGUGCGAUUUCUAGACCGGUCAAGACCUCGACGUGCUGUGCUUCGAGGCCUGCAACGGAUUGCAGCGAAACUGUUGGACGGUGCAGUAGUCUGGAAGGGCAGACGAUCGUCUGUAGACUGGCUAAACUGUCGGGAUCGCGUUGAGUUUGCCGACAUGGAGUGGGAGUCGACAGGUUCGGGAUGUUGCCGCGAGCUCGGGACGAUUUCUAGCACGUCGAACGUCAAGCUGACUUUUGCCGGAUCGCCAGUAGUGCGACACUCUGGACGAAGAGUUGAGCUCGUGGAUGCGUAUGUGGAACGUAUUGCGAGCGAGAUGGGGGGUGUUGACAAGUAUGCUCGACACUUGGUGCAGUCGAUUGUCCAGCGUCUUGACCUGCAAAAGGAGAGACUGGCAACGUCGCAGCCGAGUGUCGGAGCACUGAUCAGUGGUCUUCCAGGUACUGGCAAGACUGCACUAAGUAGAGAAAUAUGCAAGUGCUUGGGUGUGACGACGAUUUUCCUGAAUGCAGCGGACAUCUACCAAACGUAUGUCGGGCAGUCGGAACAACAGUUGGCCAAGGUGCUUGAAAGUGCAGUGCUCCAGUCUCCUUGUGUCUUGCUCAUCGACGGAAUCGAGGCGAUCGCUACCUCUCGACGUCUUCUAGCUGAGUCACAAAGUGCGCUCGAGAUUGGCGUCUUGGGUGUGCUGCUCUCGUAUCUGGAAAAGAUCAAAUUGUUUUCGCACCGAGUGUUUGUUCUGGGUACUACCACGUGUCCUGAAGAUGUGGAUGCAGCGGUCGUAUCGAACGGAAGACUUGACCACGUUGUACAUAUUGAACCUCCAACGCAAAUUGAACGGCUCGCGAUUCUUCGAAUCCUCACAAAGCCAUGGCGAGGUGGCAAGCUCAACGGUGGGUUUCUUGCCCAAGUGAGCGAAAGCACAGGUGGUUUUGUCGGCGCUGAUCUCCUUUGCCUGUGUCAGAAAGCAGUGCAAAUUUGCCUGAACGAGAGGUCAACGGCAAACGCGGACGACAUCGCAAUCGUGAGCCCGCGCCAUUUUGAGCAAGCACUUGCAGUGACUAGUCCAUCCGUCCUGCAGACGCACCACGUCUCACAGAAGCAGCAGCAACCGGCAUCGACUUGCAUUCAGAGGCAGAACUAUUACAAAGCAUCCGACGCUUUCUCUAGUGUCUUUGGCAUGAAUGACGCUAUUCAAACUCUCCGUGUCUCCUUGAUAGAGCCGCUGGAAGAUUGCAGCCGGUUCUUGAGAUUCGGGACCGCACCCCCGAAAGGCAUCUUGCUGACUGGUCCUCCAGGAUCUGGCAAGACACAUCUCGCGAAUGCAGUCGCCGAACAAGUUCGCCGUCGUGGGCUGGCGUCGUUUGUGUCUGUGCAGUGCAGCGAUCUGCUAACGAAGAUUGUCGGAGACACGGAAAAAGCGCUUCGCGAGCUGUUUGACACGGCCAGAAAUGCCGCACCUUGUGUGUUGUAUUUCGACCAGAUCGAGAGCGUCGCGCCUGUGCGGGGGUUCGAUACAAGUACCGAGCAGACGUUUGAUCGGAUGCUGAGCAUGCUACUUGUUGAAAUGGACGGUUUCAGCACGAGCCGGACCAAGCUUGAGCACAGCUUGACGAACGACGAUGCGCGCAUGGCGUUUUUGAGGCAACAUGUUGUUAUCCUUGCUUCAACGACCGACAAAACGCUCUUGGAUCCAGCCAUCCUUCGACCGGGACGCUUCGACGUCCACAUCCAUAUCGACUUCCCGGACGAGGUGGCGAGGUGCGCGAUCAUCUUUCAAGCACUAGAGAAGGUCCCCGUGGACUACCCGACCGACGGUGCAAUCGAUUCCCGCGAAGCGCUUGCGAGCUACAUGGCCAAGCGCACGGCUGGCUUGUCUGCUGAAGACGUGAAGGCCGUGCUCCGCGAAGCGGCCAUGGCUUCCAUGCGCGAGGAUUUGAGUUCGACAACCGUCGGGAUGAAACACGUGCUCGAGGCUUUGGAUGCAACAACGUCAACGUCAACGGCGGUAUCCUCCUCGUCAUCUUCCACGCCACUGUUUGCACGUCACGGCAACCAGACCGACAAUAGUAGACGCUCUUCCGCCAGUCACCGGGCUCCGAUUCGCAGCGACCGAGCAAGACGGAAGACAGUCGACGCGCGGCGGUUUGCUCUGUAG